AUGGGCAACAAAAUUGAUUGUUGUUACAACACGCGUUGGUCCUACCAAUGUAUCUUCCCAUGCAUUCGUUUUUGCACAUACACUGGGCGCCGAGUUUGGUACAACUACGACGGAUCGGAGAUGGUCCAGCCCCUCGUGCAUCUCUACCAUCCCCAAGCCACGCGCGUUAACAGUUUGCCGGAAGCUUUUCACGGAAUUGAUGACGACGAAGAUAUUAUGCAUCAAAUGGAGCAGUCCGGUGGUUUGUAGCCAUAAACAAAAUUUAUAAUAAUUACGUCUAAACGAAAAAUGACUGACUGGAGGAACGGGGAAGUUGGCGAAUAAAUGAAACAAGGAAAGCUGUUCUGUGUAAAUUGUAAGGGAGUGGUCAAGUGGAAGCCAUCAAAGCCCCAAAUAACCCCGAGUGUCAUUUUCUCCCCUUUCAUCGAACCAGCAACCGAGGAUCACUAUUAAGUUUAUUUGGAUUGUCACUAUUUUCGUCACUCUUUAAAUAAAGGUUGACCAAUUGAUCAGCCAAGGGCGCUGUCGAGGUGUGCUGAGCCCUUUCACACAUCGCUUUAAAUUUAGAUUAAAACCCAAUUUCCAAACCAACUCAGAAUUUUCACUCAUUCGCUUGCCACCCAAUAAACGCAUGCAAAUUUACACCCCCAACGUCAGGACUAUGUCAAACAGCAGUCGAACCACAGUGACAAGAGAAAACUGCAAAUGGUUAAUUUUUGCUGAUAUUUUGUUUACUCAGGCCUUGACGCCCCCGGUCAGAUUGCCGCUGUAUGCAAGUAUGCGUCGGACCAUGGCUACACCAUUCGUGCUGUUGGCACAGGCUCGUCGUGGUCUCGUCUGACGCACACCAAAGACAUACUUGUAGUCAUGACAGAUUUGAACAGGAUACUGACAAAACCGGGGUCGUACAGGGCUAAUGAGGAAUGCGUUGACAUCGAAGUCGAGGCGGGAAAGCUCGUUGUUGAUUUUGUUGAGGAACUAGACGAGAAACAUGACCGGGCGCUUAAUAUGAUGGGGAAUUACGCUGGCCAAACAGUGGGAGGUGUGGCGAACACUUCUACUCACGGAUCAGGGAUAUUCAGUGGAACCUUGGUAAGGAUAUUCAGCUUGUGGAUAGACAACGGAUAGUCGGGAAUAGGGCUAUCAGCAUUAGUGCCUGUGGCUACACCCUCGCGCAGAGGGGUUUCGUCUCGGGAGAGAAAAGCUUCCAUGGAUUCAACCUCGUUCCCAGGGUUCUCUCCUACCCUGGAACGAGGUUGCCGUGGAUUGUACAAACGGGAGCGCUGAACUUGUAAUCCGCAGGCCUUGAGUUUAAGUCCCGCCCUAAUCACUCGCUGGAUUAGUUCUCGGUAGUCCCCAGUUCAAAUCUUCGAUCAAGCUCGUAAAUAGCCAACUGGUUUGGCUCCGUCUAGUCAGGAUUUUUAACCCCGUUAAGUUUGAUUUGAAUUAUUUGUUUCAGACAUUUUGUCCGCCCCACAAGCAUUAGUGCUAUAAGCACUGUCGAGGGCAAACAAAGAACAUUAUUAUCAUUAUUAUUAUUAAAAACUCUGCUGAGAAUAUGUCUAUGGCUUCCGAGAUACAAGACACAAGUGUUUCAACGGUGACAGCGUUGUAGUCGAGUUUCUUCCCCACCCUUGUUCCCAAGGUCUCUUUCCCUGGAGAGAGAGUGGACGUGAAGAAGAGAGGCCCUGGGAAUAAGGUUUUCACGGCCCGUCCAGUCCUCCCUCCCCCAUCUUGCAAAGGCUAGCUCAUGUCAUAGUUUGCCAGUAAUUUCCAGCUAUAAAGAUAACGACAAUCAACCUUGUAUGUCUCGAUUCUAGUCCACUUUAGUAGUGGGCCUUCAUUUAAUCAUAUCUGGCGGAAUCCAAGUGAAGGUGCGUGGCGGAAACGAAACCAUACAAGCUUGCAAAGAAAAGGUUGACAACGCCAAAUAUGGGGAUGACCCCAUCGAGAUAAACAGUGAUGACGUCCUGAAGGCCUGUGCAGUGGGACUUGGUUCUAUGGGAAUAAUUUACUCCUUAACAUACUGUUGUGUUCCCGUGUACAAUCUGGAGGAGAUCAGAACCUUGCAUCAACAAACCUGGACUUCAAUAGAGGAUUUCGAGGUCCCUCAAUCCUUUGCUGAUAUGUAUACAAACCAAGAGGACGGAGAAUACUUCUCGUUUUUUGUAAAUCCAUACCCAAUAGGACAAGGGUAAGUCACAGCUGUUAUUCACCCGGGGUUUACUCCUAGAAAAUUUAGGUGGGUUGUUCGGCAUGUUUCCUGGCAUGCUUAUCCAGUUUCAAACCAAAAUAUACGAUUGCUGUCCCUACCCUAUUUAAGGCCCGAACCGCCACUGCAAAAAGAAAAAUGAUUAAAAAAACACAUCCGUUCGUAGAAACGUUUUACACAGAACACAAAGCCUCACCCUUUUUCAAAAAUCUGUACCCAAUUUCAGACCAAAGAAGUCAAAAGCUGAAACCUAUGGGGUGGCAGUGAUAUAAAUCUAGCGUGUAUAAGGAGAACCCCCCUGGGAGUAGCCUCAGGAGGGAAUUUAUUGUCCUUUUGUCUUGUUUUCCCCUAGGAUAAACAAGCAGAUCCACAUGGCCUACUUGAAAGCGAAGAGAACAGACAGUUCGCCCACGUGUUCUGCUUGCUGCUCAUGCUGUUGCAAUUGUUGUGGAGGUAGAGGAAUAGCUGAUAUAGGCUGCAUGCAGACAGACUGCACUGCUUCUUGUCUCCAGGGGUGCGCCAAUUGUUGCCCGACCUGCAUUCCACGAAUCACCAAUUUUGGACUGUCACAGUUCUCGCUCAAAAAGCCGUAUGUGCAAAAGUGGUACAAUGUGUUACAGUUCACGAAAGGCAAUAUUCAGUAAGUUACCCGCAUGGAUACUCUACGGUCACAAACUUAUUAUAUCCCAUUAAAUAUUAUGUUUAGAUGAGACUGUAUUAACAAUGUCACGAGUCGAAAUUAAGGCUGGAGAAUACCCGGUGAUAUCUUGAAAUUAACAUUUUCCUCUGUGGUUUUAAUUUGCAUGAUUUGCUUGCAAGUCAAUUUUCCUCCUCAAAUAAACUGGACAACGAGAGCUGAGUAUUGAGAUCAGCAAAUAAAAACACUUUUCAAAUGCCAACACUUUUGUUUUAAAUGUCUGACUAAAUAGCCAAUAUUUGAAUUAGUACCCACUACAGCCAGCUGGAGCCUCCCUGUGACUCAAAAUUUUGCACGGAUAAUAUCUGCGAAUAAGAGUAGUACAUUGUCCAGCUAACAAUACGUUUUUUGGAGAGGGAAUCUAAUUAACUUGUGGGAUUUUGUAAUGAUGCAAAAACGAAGAUAACGUCAUAGCCUUUUAGUUUUACAAAUGCGAAAGCAAGAAGACAUAAAAAGGACAAAUUAAAUUAGUUAUACGUAACUAGUAGUACAGCUUGUAUGUUAAACGAGAGAUCUAUGUGUUAGAAGACUGCGGAGUAUUGUAUAUAAAAAUUGUCCUCAGAAGCCUUUUUUAAUUACUCAGGUACGGUUGUUCAUCGUUAUUUCUUGUUCUUAUUUUUGCUGUUGUUGUUGUUAUUUCUAAUUUACUUGAUUUUGAGCGGUAUAAAAUAUUCUAUCUAAGUUCUUAGGCUUACUUAUUUGAUUUGAAAUCUACUUAGAUUUCAGCGUUUCUCAUACUUUGAGAAAGCUUAAUCCUUUGGGAUGCAGGAUUCUAAUUCUAAUUCUAAUCGUAUAAUCUGCAAAGGGUAUAUCCCAUCACGGGAGAUAUUCAAGUAGUUUUAAAAAUCUUGUUCCUUCUUUUGUUUCAGUGUGGCCACCGCGGAAUGGUGUUUGCCGCUGGAGCACCUGAAUAGUGCCUUGGGUACGGUCAUACAGUUGGCUCAAGAUUACGCAGUUAAGCACAAGCAGUACACUUUGCUGCCUAUAUAUGUGAGACUAGUGAAGACGGAUGAUCUGUUUUUGAGCCCAGCUAGCAUGUUUAGACCUGACGGAAGCAGUACCAGUGAACAUAACUGCUAUAUUGAGGUGAGAGCACAGGAAGGCCAUACACUUCACAUGUGUAACCACAUAGAAACCGUACUGGAUGAUUAAUGGUAGAGCAAUGCGCUGCUUCAGAAGUGAUAUUUUGAGCGAUUUUAAGGGAUCCAGCGUUUGUCGUGACUGCACAUAUAUCAAAAGUUCUCGUAGCACAGUCCAGUCUUUCAUGACGGACAUCUCUAUAAGACGGACACCUCUCUAAAACGGACACCAGGAGUUGGUCCCUGCCCGUUCUUUGCUCCUUCCAUGCAGUUCACUCUCUGAGGGAAGACACUUCGUUCAAACAAACACUUAGUACCUCCUGUCUUGUCCAUUGUUGAGAGAUUUUACUGUAUUCGAUCUAUAUUCUGAUCGGCUAACGGUAGAGUUUGACAAAACGAAAAGGAUGGGAUUCCCGUCGGGGCCGGGUAUUUGGAACGUUACGAUCCGGCGACGCGAUGGCAGCGAAAACUUACUCGAUGGACGCCUUUUGAGUUCUCCGUAAAUAUUUUCUCCGCAUGGCCAGCCACUUAACGCAGCUGGCAUUUGCUAUCUCUAAGUAGCUGCGCUCUCUUUUUUGCUAAUUUUCAACCCGUAAUUUACUUCUCUGUGUGUCCCGAGAGCAUUUAUAUAGAUUCAUUAAUUGAUUGAAUCGAAGUAGCUUUGAAAGUGGAUCCUGGGCGUAUCUCCUCGUUACUUUGAAUAACAGUUAACUGUUACAGGUAAUUAGAUUAAAAGUUGUUACACUAUUAAGCUCAGACAUCUUUCAAGACCCUCCACCCCCUCAAAGAGCCUUGAAAAGAAAGAAACCUCUGGUGGUUUAAUAAAACUUUUACUGUGCGUUCGCUUUAGGUACCAUUCCUCCCCGGAGCUUUCGGAACUGAAGAGUUUCAAGAGGUGGUGGAAAACAAACUCUUCGAAGAAUUCAAGGCAAGACCACACUGGGGAAAGAAUAACCGGCUUAACGAAAUGAAGAUCCGCGCUCUCUACGACAAUGAGAAGUUGCAAAAGUGGAAAGACGUGUACAGAAUGUUUAACAAGGGAGGGCACUUUGACAAUCAGUUUACCAACAAAAUGGGUUUUAAUUUGUUUCCUACUAUCGACGAACAGCCAACUGCUUAGAGACAAACGUUAACUUUCUUUCGCGUCUUUCGUAGGUAUCGCUGAUCUUUUUUUCUGACAAGUGACUCCAGGGAACUAGGCAGUUGAACGUUUUUGUUGGGACCUUAGUCUGAUCUGCUCAUACUAGUACUGUAGAGCAACUCUGCAGUAUUUGAAGUUGUGGUGGUUAAUAUAAAAAAUGUUAAAUUGUAGAACUAAACUGUUUACAAGCGGGGUGAAAUCCUGAUUUGUUGUAUGGAAUUUGCUCGUAUGUAUUCGAGAGUGUUUCUUAAAAGGGGAGAUAAGUAAGUAAUGAUAACGCGAACGUUUAUUAAGUGAGGCUAAUUUAAGUGAAGUAGUACACGACGUUAAUCCUCAAAACGACUUGCUUCUAGCUCGAGAAACAUGACAGCGUUUAAUUAACAAACAAAUUCAUCGAAAUUCAAGUAUGUAAUCAAAUGGUAAUAUGGCAAAGACAUUGUAAAGAAACAAAAUAAAUAAACUUGUUUGGUGAAACUCGCAGCGUCGCUUUUCAACUUGUUUAGCAGCAAUGAAUGAAAACAAGUUUACGUUUUUGUUGCCGUUUCAGCGUAGCUCAUACGCUUUAACAUAAAGUAGUUAUAGCAUGAAUUUAGAUAGUGAUAAUGAAUAUGAUUUCUCUUCUUAUUUUACCGUUUUCGUCUUGCCAAAAAAUGUAGAUAGCAUUUGACUGGGUGAGUGAGAGAAGAACAAGACUACUCAAUGGCUACAAUCUUCUACUCGAAUUUUGCACUCUGAACUUUUUGUUGGUUUAGGUAACUUGUUGGACUUGUUAUCUCAAUUUUGUUUAUGUAAAUGCUCGUGAUCUUAUCUAUAGAAACCAGUCUGGGUUCAGGAAGCUGCACAGCACAGAGACGGCGAUCGCAUAUAUAGUUAUUUAAUCUAGACAAAAACAAGAUUAACGGUAUGGUCUUUGUUGAUUAUAAGAAGGCCUUUGACAUGGUUGAUCAUGCUACUUUGCUAAGCAAGCUUGAAGCCUACAAUCUUGAUAAAAACGCUUUACUCUGGUUCAAGUCAUAUUCAAUUGGUUUCAUUCAUGGGACAGUCAUCGUCCAUUGGGACCGUAACAGCAGGUGUGCCACAGGGUUCCAUGUCGGGAACCCUUGCUUUUUGUUGUAUUAUCAAUGAUCUACCCUAACAUGUCCAUUCUCAGGUCGACAUAUUUGCUGAUUGCACCACUCUUCUGGCGGC
Molecule: messenger RNA, 6317 nt
Organism: Porites lobata
Lineage: Eukaryota; Metazoa; Cnidaria; Anthozoa; Scleractinia; Poritidae
Source: the annotation of a GenBank genome assembly